Anolis carolinensis (green anole) is the source of this 707-nucleotide messenger RNA. RefSeq names its product bone morphogenetic protein 4-like. The annotation marks the transcript as partial. The record is from RefSeq and is a predicted model, not a curated record. The transcript is spliced from 5 exons. NCBI's taxonomy places the organism in Eukaryota, Metazoa, Chordata, Lepidosauria, Squamata, Anolidae. Gene Ontology annotation, cellular component: extracellular region. Gene Ontology annotation, molecular function: cytokine activity.
UCCUCCUCCUCCUCCUCUCGCUGACCAGUGCCGGGGUGAUGUCCGAAUCGGCCCUCGGGCCCCGUCCGGAGCCCCCCGAGUUCAUGCUGGACCUCUACCGGGCGGUGGCCGGGGACGAUGGGACCCCCAAGGGACACGCAAGCCUCCCACUAGGAAACACCGUCCGGAGCUUCCUGCACAAGAGGCAUGGCAGUGUCCCGGGGGGUCAGCUCUUGUUUGUCCUGUCCGGCCAGGCCAGGAAGGAGCGGGUCUUGACCGCCGAGCUCCACCUCUUCAAGCUCCGGCCGCUGGACGGGCCUCACCCACGCAGGCACCACGUCCAACAGGUGAGCGUGUACCAGGUGGAGGGCCGGUCAAGGAAGAAGCUGCUCUGCUCCCGCCUCCUCUCCCUGCUGGGCUCCGGAUGGGAGGUCUUCUCUGUCACUCAAGCGGUGCGGGACUGGACGUCGGAGGAGGUGGACAUGGGCCUGGCGGUGGCCAUCGAGGGGGGGUCGCUGGACGCCGACCCCACCCCGGGGGUCCGCUUUGCCUCCGGGCGGGACCACCACCCCGGCCGCAAGCCCAUGCUGGUCCUCUUCGCCCAGGACGACAGCCCCACCGCCCCGCUCCCCAACACAGACCCCAGCGGGGCGGUGUUGCCCGUGGUGCCCGUUCCCCGUGGGCGGGGGUCCCGCUCUGCCUGGGCUGCGGAGGAGGAGGAGGAGGAU